AUGGACUUAACUCUCAGACCACAACCAAGUGUCACCACCCUCCUGCAGCUCCUAAAGCCACACGCCUUCAUGCAGCUCCUGAAGCCACACGCCUUCAUGCAGCUCCUGAAGCCACACGCCUUCAUGCAGCUCCUGAAGCCACACGCCUUCAUGCAACCCCUGAAGCCACACGCCUUCAUGCAGCUCCUGAAGCCACACGCCUUCAUGCAGCUCCUGAAGCCACACGCCUUCAUGCAGCUCCUGAAGCCACACGCCUUCAUGCAGCUCCUGAAGCCACACGCCUUCAUGCAGCUCCUGAAGCCACACGCCUUCACGCAGCUCCUGAAGCCACACGCCUUCACGCAGCUCCUGAAGCCACACGCCUUCAUGCAGCUCCUGAAGCCACACGCCUUCACGCAGCUCCUGAAGCCACACGCCUUCACGCAGCUCCUGAAGCCACACGCCUUCACGCAGCUCCUGAAGCCACACGCCUUCAUGCAGCUCCUGAAGCCACACGCCUUCAUGCACCCCUUCACAGACGCCUCACUCACUCAAAGAGUUAUCUUCUCUUGA
Molecule: messenger RNA, 552 nt
Organism: Procambarus clarkii (red swamp crayfish)
Lineage: Eukaryota; Metazoa; Arthropoda; Malacostraca; Decapoda; Cambaridae
Source: RefSeq, a predicted model, not a curated record